Molecule: messenger RNA, 1199 nt
Organism: Hipposideros armiger (great roundleaf bat)
Lineage: Eukaryota; Metazoa; Chordata; Mammalia; Chiroptera; Hipposideridae
Product: natural killer cells antigen CD94-like
Exons: 6
Coding region: 394-864 (156 amino acids)
Biological process (GO): positive regulation of natural killer cell mediated cytotoxicity; stimulatory C-type lectin receptor signaling pathway
Source: RefSeq, a predicted model, not a curated record
CCUGUGUUGUGGUUUGAAACGUUUUAGAAGCUAGUGAUUUUACUGCUUGUUGUACAACUGUACAUCGUGUCUCACCAAUGCUUGAUUGAAGAACACCACUUAAAUAUACAAUUGUCCUUUUCAUUUUCUUUUAAAUUUCUACAUACAUAACAUAGAUUCUUAUCCUCCAGCUCUAUUUUGUGAUCCAACAACUUGCUUCUUGAACAAGCACACAUCGUGUCUUACCGGUAUCGACACUGAACCAGCAUUUCUCAUGGCAGGUUUCUGCUUUUACAACUUCAGCUCCUGGGUUUGCUCUUUAAGUCAUCAGCCAACCUCUCUUUCUCUACAGCUCUUCAGACCACUCCAUGGAGGUUGAUUUCUGGAAUCUUAGCAGUAACGUGCCUUGUGUUGAUGGCUACUUUGGGAAUAUUGUUGAAAAAUUCAUUUCAUAAACAAAGUAUUCAGCAAACAUCAUCACCAGGAGGAACCACAGAAGCCCAGGAAGGCUCUGACUGCUGUUCUUGUCAAGAAAAGUGGAUUGGGUACCAGUGCAACUGUUACUUCAUUUCUAAUGAAAUGAAAACUUGGGCAGAAAGCAGGGAUUUCUGUGCCUCUCAAAAUUCCAGUCUGCUUCACUUGCAAAACAAAGACGAAUUGAGUUUCAUGAACCGCAUUAAAUUUUUUUUCUGGAUUGGACUGUCUUACAGUGAAGAACGUGGUACAUGGUUGUGGGGGGAUGGCUCUCUUCCGUCUCCAGAUCUAUUUUCAUUAUCUCAAACCAAAAAUACACAGAACUGCAUAAUGUAUAAAACAAGCAGAAAUAUUCUGGAUGAACCCUGUGAAAGAAAAAAUCGUUAUAUCUGUAAGAAGCAGCUUAUUUAGGUGUUUCUUAGGGCAGAAGGGGUGGGCAACAAGGUCCAGUAUUACUAAGUAUGGUAACUGUACCUCUUAUAUUAUUGCUAAUUAUCUACUUCUAAGAUAUGUGAAAUGUUUCAAAUUGUUUCUUAUUAUACAAUUGUUUCAUAUAUUUGAAACCUUAUGUUUUCAGGUUGAUGAAAUUGUGCAUCUAUAGGUAAAAUCUAAAGCAUCAAGAUGAAUAAUUUCAUGAAUACUGUGAUGUAAUGCAUGUACUCAAUAUUGCAUGCAAUAUAUUUUUCCAUAUACAUUGUUGUAAAUUUUCUCUACAAAAUUUUAAAAAUUUACAUAAUAAAAUACAA